AAAUUAAAUGAUUGGUUACAAGGAGUUCUCCAAGUUCUCAAAAUAUAUAGAAUUCUAAUGAUACUUAUCCUACAUGUAUACAUGUGUGUGUGUAUAUAUAUAUAUUCAAUGCACCAACAUGCAUAGUGAAGUGAAGAGCUAUAAAGGGUAGGUUAAAAGAGACUAGAUAUAACUUGCUAGUCACAUUUCUUGAGUUUUGUUGGAAAUAUCGGAGCUAACACUCAAAGUUUUAGGAGAGUUUAAGAUUGCAAAUUUGAUGUGUGCGAUCAAGAUUGAUAUAUAAAAUACAAGAACAUGUUUUGUUUUGGUGAGUUGUUGCUAAGAUAAGGCCGUCAAGAUUGUUGGGCUUCUUCUCCAUAUAAACCCUACUUCACCAUCAUCCUUCUUCAUCCGAUCAGCUGCAUUCUCUCAAGGCGUUCAUGGCGUUUUUCGGGUGGUAUAGAUUUGUAGCCUCUCUUCUCAAUGCACUUCUGCUCUUUCAUACAUUUUCUUCUGCUCAAACAGAUCCAGGGUACACUUUCAUGCACCAAGCAACAACAGCUCCAACAGUUGCAUACUACGACUACAUCAUCAUUGGUGGCGGCACCGCGGGCUGUCCGUUAGCCGCCACCCUCUCUCAAAACGCCUCGGUGCUCCUCCUCGAACGCGGCGGCUCACCUUACGGAAACGCAAACAUCACCGAUUUAGCCGCCUUCGGGGCCGCAUUGUCCGACCUCUCCCCAACUUCCCCCUCCCAACGUUUUGUCUCCGAAGACGGAGUUGUGAGCGCGCGUGGGCGUGUUCUUGGUGGCGGAAGUUGCUUGAAUGCGGGAUUUUACUCCCGUGCGGGUCAUGAUUAUGUUCGGCUCGCGGGUUGGGAUGCAAGGCUGGUCAACGAGUCGUAUGAGUGGGUGGAAAAGGUGGUGGCAUUUCAACCGCCGUUGAAGCAAUGGCAAUCCGCGGUGAGGGACGGGUUAGUGGAGGCUGGAAUACGACCGUAUAACGGGUUCACCUACGAUCACAUGUACGGUACCAAAGUUGGUGGCACGAUUUUUGAUCAACACGGUCACAGACACACUGCGGCCGAUUUGCUUCGGUAUGCUAAGCCGAGUGGUCUCACCGUGUUACUCCAUGCGCCCGUUCACCAAAUAUUAUUCACGACACGAGGAAGUACAAGGCCCAAGGCCCAUGGAGUGAUCUUUGCAGAUGCAAAUGGGGUAGGCCACCGGGCUUACUUAAGGAGAGGGUCCAAAAAUGAAAUCAUAUUGUCCUCUGGGGCCCUAGGAAGCCCACAACUUUUAAUGUUAAGUGGAAUAGGCCCAAAAAGACAACUUCAGGCCCAUAACAUAACAAUGGUCUUGGAUCAGCCCAUGGUGGGCCUUGGAAUGUCCGAUAACCCGAUGAAUGCAGUUUUCAUCCCCUCUCCUCAACCCGUUGAGGUCUCUCUCAUUCAAGUCGUCGGUAUUACUCACAAUGGAACCUAUAUCGAGGCUGCUUCUGGUGAGAAUUUUGCGGGUGGAGCUCGAACUCAAGAUUAUGGAAUGUUUUCUCCAAAGAUUGGGCAACUCUCAACAGUACCACCAAAACAAAGAACACAAGAAGCCAUAGACAAGGCGGUAGAGGUUAUGCAAUCACUCCCACAAAGUGCUUUCGUGGGCGGGUUUAUUCUAGAGAAGAUUAUGGGCCCGAUCUCAACGGGCCAUCUUGAGCUUACAUCCCGUAGCCCAAAUGACAACCCUUCGGUCACAUUCAACUACUUUAAAGACCCUCGCGACUUACAAAGAUGUGUUGAUGGGAUGAAAAUAAUUGAGAAUGUGAUCGAAUCUAACGCGUUUUCAACAUUCAGAUUUGAUUCUCUAUCUAUAAUUACUCUUCUCAACAUGACCGCGAGUUCACCAAUAAACUUACUCCCCAAACAUGCCAAUGUGUCACGAUCUCUAGAACAGUUUUGUAAGGACACCGUGAUGACCAUAUGGCAUUACCACGGCGGGUGCAUUGUAGAUAGAGUCGUGGAUCGCGAUUAUAAGGUUAUCGGCAUAGAUUCUCUCAGGGUCAUUGAUGGGUCGACGUUUCGUAAUUCCCCGGGAACUAACCCUCAAGCCACCGUUAUGAUGUUAGGAAGGUACAUGGGUGUUAAGAUAAUGCGCGAGAGACAAGCAAGCAAUGGGGCCAAAUGAUAUAAAUAAUCGUGUCAAAUUUUAAAGUUUACAAUAUUGUAUGAUUAUUUGUUGCU
Messenger RNA from Helianthus annuus (common sunflower), 2212 nucleotides. RefSeq names its product protein HOTHEAD. Gene Ontology annotation, molecular function: oxidoreductase activity, acting on CH-OH group of donors; flavin adenine dinucleotide binding. The record is from RefSeq and is a predicted model, not a curated record. Bases 420 to 2156 code for a protein of 578 amino acids. The transcript is spliced from 5 exons. Lineage: Eukaryota; Viridiplantae; Streptophyta; Magnoliopsida; Asterales; Asteraceae.